CCCACGUACAGCCCAUGUACUACAUUGAUGCAAUUUUUAUUCAUGUCUAGUCUGGGAAGUCGCUAUUUUAAAACAAAUUGUCCAUCGAAAGAACGAUAAAUUGGGCAAAAUGUCGACAGCGGCUGUUACAAGAGGACAGUCGGAGUAUAUUCAACCCUCUACUGCCACACAGGGAGACAAUAGUGGCCAACAGCAGCCAUCACCUCUGGCGUUGCUUGCAGCAACUUGUAGUAAGAUUGGAUCACCGCCUGAGGAAGCCGUGAAUACUGCAACGACCACAGCCGUCCGGUUUGUUGGGCAGAAUCAGGGCUUCCAAGCGGCAGAUACACAAAUAGGGUUUGUGGGCGCCAACGGCGUUAUAACCGCCAUUCCUCAUGUAUCUGCACAACAACAACAACAACAACAGACACAAUUCCAGACCAUCUCUGCUUUUCCCGUUCAGAUUGCCGCUGCCACUCCUCAGUUACAGCAACAACAGCAGCAGCUCAUCGAGACAAACAACACCAGUAAACAAUCAGGUACGAAUAAUGGAACCAAUAUACUGAACUGGAACCCACAGGUGCAGCAGCACCAAAUUAUACAGCCAUCCCAGCUUUUGACAGCUGCACCUACAAAUGCAGCCAACUCGGGUGGUGCAUCAGGCAAUACAGUUCAGUACAACAUUAUUCCACAGCUUCAGCUAGAUGCAGAUGGUAACAUUAUCGCAACUCAGCUAGCGAAUGCCAUCAACCAAUCGCCAACCAUCAUCCGACCAACUGCUGCAUCAAACAACUUCACAGGCCUAGCAUUGCAAAAUGGGCAAAUUAUACAGACGCAAAACAGCAAUAUCAUGCAAAAUAUUGCUACACCACCGAGGGUGGCCAGUCAGCCCCUUACAUUCCAACUGGCUCCGGUGGCUAGCUCAGGGGGUAAUAUGAACGACCAGCAACAGCAGGUUUACAGCAUAGUUGCAGCAGCUCCAAUGCAGCAAGAUUUCACCAAUGUAGUGCAGAUCCAACCUCAGCAGUUUCAACAGCAACAGCAGCAGCAGCAGAUAGUUGCAGCAGAGCCGCAGCAGUUGCAAGUAGUUCCCCAUCAGCAGCAACAGCAAAUUGUGCUUCAACCGCAGCAAGCCAAUUCGAUACCAGUCGGCAUCAGCAUGGCUCCUCAGCAAGUUCAGAUUCAGCAGCCUCAACAGAACUCGGGAACCACAGUUACUAUUCAACAACAGCAACCACAACAGAUAAACAUCCAGGCUCGCCCACAACAGCAACAACAGCAGCAGCCUCAGCAACAGCAGCAAAGCUUCACUGUGCAGCCUGUUCAGCAGGCAUAUGCAAUCCAACAAGGACAACCACUGCCGGUCAUUAAUGCCUCUACCUCAGGGCAACAGACCAUUACAAUCCCUGCCCAGACAGUCACUGGUCAACAGGGUUUCCAGAACUUCAUCUUACAACCACAGAACCUAAAUGCAGUUCAAACAAUCCAAUUGCCCGGCCAGCAACAGACGGCGACCAUCUUGCCUGGCUCUAUCUUUACGACCCUCCGUUCUCCUAAUAACACCAUCAACCUUCAAGGGUUACAGAUACAGGGGAUCAGCAUGGCUGGUACAACGUCCCAGCCUCAACAAACUUUAACAUCUACGGCAGGGAUGGGGAAUACUGGUUCCGUUGCUGGAACACAAACUGUCACAGCCUUACCCAAUUUCAGUUUAUCAACGGGGAAUUUGGUUUCUAUGGGAAUGCAGCUACAGCAGAUAAGUAAACCGGGAGCAGGAAACAACACAAGAUCCACUACAGUCACAGUUGCACAGCAGCAGCCUGGUACUCUUCAGGAUAAGAAGUGGCAAGGGCAAACACAGGUUAUUAAUCCGGUGCAGACUAAUACAUCCAUUAGUCUGGACAAUCAGUUUGUAGGGUCAGAUGAGGAAGAGAACCAGGGACAACAGAACCAGGUGCCUAAGCGGCUCAGGAGAGUGGCAUGUACAUGUCCCAACUGCAAGGACAGUGAAGGAAGGAAUCUGAAUGCAGAGGGUCGCAAAAAACAACACAUUUGCCACAUGCCAGAUUGUGGCAAAGUGUACGGCAAAACAUCCCACCUUCGAGCUCAUUUACGAUGGCACACAGGGGAGCGGCCAUUUGUCUGUAACUGGUUGUUCUGUGGUAAGAGAUUUACAAGGUCAGAUGAGCUACAGCGACAUCGGCGGACUCAUACAGGAGAGAAGAGGUUUUCCUGUCCGGCUUGCUCAAAGCGCUUCAUGAGAAGUGACCACCUCUCCAAACACAUCAAGACUCACUCCAAUAAGAAAGCCAACCCAAGGGAUGAUGAGUUUAGUGACGGUACAGUGACACUGGAAAUGGAUGGAAGUGAAGUGAUGGCCACUCCAGACCAAGAGGCCUUGACCAAUGCUGUGGUCAUACGGAUGGGUACACAGGCUCUGGACAGAAUGGAAGCCAGCUAGCAGGCAUUUUAAUCGGUGACCCUUUUUUCAAUUCACUCUUUGUGGAGUUGGUCUUAGUUUUGAAUAUUCGGGCCGUGUCACAGGGGGCGUUUUACAGGCAACCAGUUCCAGGCAAUCUCCAAGAAGAAAAGGCAUUCACAUUUGAAUGUUCCCAUAUGUUUCUUAGGGAUCAGAAGAUCCACAUUGCUUGAAAAAAAGACUCAUGUGUUACAGAAGUGAUCAUGUAUUAUGCCUUGCAGUUGGUUGCCGGCAAAAAGUUCCUUGUGUGACAAGGCCCUAACUUUUUAUAACACCACAUUAUUAUCCAGUGUAUAAACAUUAACAAAUCAUGACAAAUAACGGUAUUAAGUGAAACAUACAGUACAACUGGUUUCAGGCCUGAUUCUUCAUUUGUUGAUGGUCAAGGGCAACACGGCAUUUUCUUCUUGGUCAAGGACAACUCUAUGUCAAAAUUGUAAAUUUCUAUUGGAACAAGGAGGCAAUUGCCUCCAUGGAGUAUUAUUUAAUGCACUGAACUCAUGAAUUGAACAUUUACUGUAAAAUAAUGUUAACUUAUUUUUGGUUUGACAUCCUGAAAUCAUUGUGAAAGCAUUUCAAUUAUCAAUGUUUGUUUCUCUCCAAACAGUAAAGUCAGCUAUAAUAAGAUAUAAAUUCACAAUAGCACAAACAAUCUUAAUUAAGAGAGAAAGCAGAUUUUUGUUUCAGUUGAAAUGAGCUUCAACAACCAAAAGAUAAUAAUGUACUUAAUUUUGUUAAGACUGUCUUUAAAUGUAAGACACACAAUUUACCAACAGUAUGAACUGCCUUAGAUUUGUUUUUUUAAAUCCACAUGGAUUUUUCUAUGUGCAUUUAGGUAGUGAUAUUUAUUAUUUUAUAUUAUUUUAACUUGGCACUUAAAAAGUAAAACAUUCACAAUAGCAAUGCUUGAUGUAUGUACUCUCAAAACAAUUUGAGGGACACCAAGACCAAGACAACAGUGAUAUGGAGAAACAUUUUCAUCGAUUUUGUUUUGAGAAAAAUCAGUCUUAUUGCAGCUCUAUAGCCAUUUUGAGAUAUGGUGGACAAUGCACUAUGACACUAUCUAUUAGAUUUGGUUAAAAUGGUCUGAAAGUACAUACAUACCCAAACCAAACAGUCCACUCCUACCUAUAGUGGCCACCAUUUCUCAAAAAGGUUAAUAGAAUGGUCCCCUGAUGUAGACAACAUCAAAAAAAUGUCUUCAAGUCAGCAGUAUUAGGGCGUAUCCAAAUUGACGACUUUGGUUCAUAGCCAGUUUAAAGUUAACUGCAGAUGUUAAUGGCCGUAGCUGUGGUCCAAGGGAAGUCAAUUUUAAUUGGAUGCAGCCUUUAUCAGUCAUACACUCAUGGGGCAGUGGCAGCUUUCUUAAAGAAAAUCUCAUCUGCCAUUUUUAUCCUGUUUUCAACAUACUCAGUAUAUUUUCCCAAAUUAUAAGACAUUCUCACAGUGCCAAUUUUUAUCCAUAAAGCUGAAAUAUUGUAAAUACUGUACAUGUGACCCUUGUUUAAUACAAGUUGAGCAAGAUUUAUGGGUUUCUGUUCAGAACAAGCUUGCCUUUUAUUGUAUACAAAAUGUUGGUUGUACAUAUGAAGAAAUUAAAUUUUUUGAACCAAUUUGUUUUGGCAGAUGUUACAAAUAGGGAUGGUGUCUUUUUUUCUUCUCGUUUUUUCCUUCUGACAUCUACAGGGUAUUGCUUUUAUAAAAUUAUGAAAGUUGUUUUUAAAAACCUCAAUUUAAUUAACGUGUGCAUUUGAAAUUUGAUUAUGUCAGUUUCCAUUCUGUCAAGAGCUAAUAUGCACAAAAUUACAACAAUGUAUUCCAGAAACAUUUUCAUUAUUGUUUCAUGGCAUUCUAUUAUUGAAACUGCUCAUUUUGUGAUAGCCCGGCAAUAUACCUUGAGAAAAAUGAUCUUAAAUUACUCAAAUUCAGAUUUUGGUAAAAGGGGGAAAAUGAAAUUAAUAUAGAUUGCCACUUUAUUUUCAACUAACUUUUAUAAAAGAGGUUCUGAAGUUCAUCUGAUGGAAUAGCUUUCAUGGUCUUCUUUUGUUUCAGACGCAAAUAGAAGGUAGACAUGGUUUACCUGUAAAGUGUUUCCUUUGGCUUGAUUCAGAGCAAGCCUUGUAGUUGAAGUUUAUACAUUUUUUAUUUAUUUUGCUUUGAAGGAUUUAUGUUUGUCGUGUAUAUAAUAUGUUAAUGAUAUUAUUCUUGCACUAGGGAUAAAAUAGUGAUUGUUCAAAUUGAACAAUUAAUUGUAGGUUUUGCUUUUCGGUAUGUAUUAUGAUCUCUGUUUACAUGCGGUUUUCCGUUGUGGUGGGCAAAGUGAAAUUGUUUUAUGUUUACUGGUCAACUUGGAAAGCACCUUGUAUACAUCAGUGAUUUUACAAAUACAUGGAAUCAUAGUACUUUACUGAGAGACAAAACCUAGAAUAACUUAAAAUAAAUUGUACAUGUACUUAUUAAUUCUAUUGAACUCGUCUGUUAUUGGAAAUAACACAUGAACAAAAGAUAUACAUGU
Asterias rubens (European starfish) is the source of this 4973-nucleotide messenger RNA. RefSeq names its product transcription factor Sp3-like. Gene Ontology annotation, biological process: regulation of transcription by RNA polymerase II. The record is from RefSeq and is a predicted model, not a curated record. Bases 110 to 2440 code for a protein of 776 amino acids. The transcript is spliced from 6 exons. NCBI's taxonomy places the organism in Eukaryota, Metazoa, Echinodermata, Asteroidea, Forcipulatida, Asteriidae. Gene Ontology annotation, molecular function: RNA polymerase II cis-regulatory region sequence-specific DNA binding; DNA-binding transcription factor activity, RNA polymerase II-specific.